CCGUGCACUGUCCCCACGGAAACUUGCUGUGCAUCCAACCCGAUUUCAUUGUUGCCAAGCCAUAUCCCACGGUCGCAUACUACGUCCCCGUGCGAUUCCAAUCGUAUGUGGAGGGAGGGAGAUAGAGGAAUUGUAGGAGACGAAAGCGGGCGAGAGAGAAUGACGGAGCGAUGGAGCCGCGAGUGUGGUGGACAAAUCUGACAGAAGCGAAGACAAAGAAGAAAGAAAAAUGAGGAGAGAGAUGAGAAAAAGGAAACCGAGGAAGAAGAAUCAGGAAGUUUGUUGCGUCGCCUGAACCCUGCCGUCGGUCUCCGAUGCCCAGAACGCGAUCAUUUUGAUGGGUCUCGUGUUCCCGGACUCGUUCGAGGCAGGUUGAAGAACGAGAUAAUAACAGAUGGCAUCAUCUCAUAGCGCAGACAAUGUAAUGCAAUGCAAAACUUGUCGCUGUGGGGAGGGGGAUACCAAUUUCUGGAUCACCAGGGGCUCUGACAAUCCUGACAAGCAAUCAAAUAAUUGUCCUAAUUGCAAUGUUUUCAAGAGUGGACCACUCUUCAUUUCAUCUAAAGGAAUAGGUUGGACAUCAUGGAAAAAACGUUGGUUUGUCCUAACACGCACAUCAUUGGUCUUUUUUAGAACUGACCCUGCUGCUCUCCCUCAAAAGGGAAGUGAAGCAAAUGUAACGCUUGGUGGUAUUGACCUGAAUAAUUCAGGAAGUGUUGUCGUGAAAGCAGACAAAAAGAUUUUAACAGUAUUGUUUCCUGAUGGCCGGGAUGGGAGAACUUUUACAUUAAAGGCAGAAACUUCUGAGGAUCUAUACGAGUGGAAAGCUGCAUUAGAGAAUGCUGUGGCACAAGCACCUAGUGCAGCCCUUGCAUUGGGACAGAAUGGAAUAUUCCACAAUGAAAUAACUGAAUCAAUUGAAGCUUCACAUGAUCAAUGGAAAGAUACACAGCCUGCGACAUCCACUGUGAUUGGUAGGCCUAUCUUGCUUGCACUUGAAGACAUUGAUGGAAGCCCAUCAUUCUUGGAAAAGGCCCUCAGGUUCAUUGAGCAACAUGGAAUCAAAGUGGAAGGUAUCCUGCGGCAGUCUGCUGAUGUUGAAGAGGUAAAAUGCAGAGUUCGUGAAUAUGAACAGGGAAAAAAUGAGUUUUCUUCAGAUGAGGAUGCACAUGUUGUUGGAGACUGUAUCAAGUAUGUGCUGCGAGAGUUGCCAUCUUCUCCUGUUCCUGCAUCUUGUUGUACCGCACUGGUUGAAGCAUAUAGAACUGAUCGUGGAAUCAGAGUUGACUCUAUGCGCACUGCAAUAUACAAAACUUUCCCAGAGCCUAAUCGUCGUUUACUGCAAAGGAUUCUUAAGAUGAUGCAAACAGUGGCCGAGAAAAAGUCUCAGAACCGUAUGUCACUUUCGGCUUUAGCAGCUUGCAUGGCUCCAUUACUUCUCCGCCCUCUUCUUGCUGGUGAUUGUGAAUUUGAAGAUGAUUUUAAUAUGGGUGGAGACGGUUCUCUUCAACUUCUGAGAGCGGCGGCAGCUGCUAACCAUGCUCAAGCCAUUGUCAUAAUUCUGUUGGAGCAGUAUGACAGUGUUUUUGAUGAGGAUUUCUUGCGUGAGAGCUCAAUCUCAUCAGGGCUUUACUCUGACUCUGGAGAUGGUGAUGUUGAAGAUGAUGAUUCAACUGAUAAUGACAUUCCAGAUGAUGAUGAAUAUCAUGAUGAGCAUAAUAGUGAUGAUGAUUUGACUGAUACUGACACUCCAGGAGAUGAUGGAUACUCUGAUGAGAAUAAUGGUCUUGAAGCAGAUAUAGAUGAUGAUUCUGAAUGCUUGUCCACUAAACCAAUUAGUGAAAGCAACAGCAAUGUUGGAAGUGAUCCACAUGAUAAUAAGGUCCUGGACAAUCAGAAGAGAGAUGGUGCAUCUCUGCAAGACAGUGAUGUUCUUGAUGCCCCCAAAAUUCUGGCAGAUUCAGUACAUGAUACUUCUUUACAAGAAGUUUGUCAGAAAAAAUUAUCAUCGGUAUCUGAGAUUCCAUAUCUUGAGGAUUCUAGUGCACAGAAAUGUGAAACUUUGCUGCACGAUGAAAGUAAUGCAAUAGGUUCUCAUGUUAGUGCCUCCCACGAAUCUAUUGGUGACAAUUCUACUUCCACAAGUCCAAUGCCAAAGUCUGUUAGUCAUAUUUUAUCUUCAAGUGCUCGAAAAGCUAUAGACAAGCCAAAUGAACCAGUUGUCUGUGCAAGACGACCUACUAUAUGGGGACGUACCUCUGCGAAAAAGAACCUUUCCAUGGAGUCAAUUGACUUGUUAAGUGAAGAUGAGAUUGCUAUUCAAAAUCUUGAGAACACUAAGAAUGACCUUCAAAAUAAAAUUGCCAAGGAGGUAAAGGGAAAUGCAGUUUUACAAGAAAGUUUGGAAAGACGAAAGGAAGCUUUGGAUGAGCGUCGUUUAGCUCUUGAGCGAGAUAUAGAAAGACUGCGCGAGCAACUACAAAAGGAAAGAGAUCUGAGAGCAUCCUUAGAAUCUGGAUUAAUGAACAUGCGACCUGGGCUUGUAUCUUUUUCAUCUGCUAUGGACAGCAAGACAAGGGAGGAUCUAGAGGAAGUCGCUCUUGCUGAAGCAGAUAUAGUUACUUUGAAGCAGAAAGUUGCUGAUCUUCGUGGUCAGCUUAAUCAUGAGCUAAAACAAAGCUAUGCUUCCUUAUGCGAGUCAUGUGGCAAAUGUUUCCACAGUAGGGAUCAUUCUGCAGAGAAAGAUCAGUCGGAAGAUGUUAGUAGCAUCAAUCUUGUUGAUCAACAUGAGAAUUUUCUGAAACAAGAUGAUGCCCUCUCUGGAGUAGUCUGUGAAACUAUGCCAGCAAAAGAGCAAGAGUUGCCUUCUUCAAGAGAAGCAGAGCCUCCUCAGUAUCAAAACAGAGAACCAACUAGUCAGACUACUAUCUCUUUGGGAACCAGAAGUGCGUCAUCUACUAAGGACUCAAUUGCAAAGCUCUCUUCUGAGGAUGAGGAUACAAAAAAGACAGAAGCACAAGGCUUGCUAUCUUCUCCAAGAGCUGAGACUUCAUCUGGGCAGCUCCAGGCCAAUCAACGUGGUAUAAAGUCUCCAGUUUCAAGCUGCAUCUCAAAUAUUGAGGAGCCAGUGACGACUACUUGCAAGUCUCUUUCAAAGAAUUCCACUUCCAGGGGUGAGAACUCUCCAGGCUAUGAGAAUAUGGAAGGUCAAUGCCAAGAAUCAAUGUCAUCAUCAGAUGGGCAACCACCUCAGAAACAGAGAAUGAAUAUAGUUAAGCAAAGCAGUAAACUCCCCCAGGGCCCUAAUAAAGUUCUUCCAUCUACUGAAGAGUCGGUGAAAGUUGGACAGAAUACUGCUUCAAAGAAAUUCUCUUUGUGGGGUCAGAAUGUGAAGAAGGAAGCCCAAGAUCCAUCUUUGUCUAAUAAGCAGUCCAACAACCCACGGCCAAGUGACACAGAAUCAAAUAGUCUGAAAUCUCAGACUUCUGCUAGUGUUUCAUCUUCUGUGGAGUUGGCAAUAGCUGGGCUCAGUGGAACCACAAAAAAACACUCUUCCAGACCUGAGGAACAAGUCUCUUCAUCAGCUUCGGCACUUGCAAAGUUGACAAACCGCCUAAACUUUUUGAAGGAACGUCGUGCCCAACUCGUAAACGAGCUACAAUUUGUGCAGAAUAAUCAUACUUUAGGUCAAGAUGGUCCUCCCCCAAGAACCAAGUCAAGAUGACCAUGAAUAAAAAAGGAGCUGCAUUGUGAUCCAGAGCGUGAAGCUGCUGCUUCUGCUUCCAUCGAGUAGUUCAUGAUGCCUGGCACGAGGCCAUAAUAAAUGCUCCUCCCUAAUCGGUGAAAGCUCAUGAUCAUGGUGUUUUGACACUUACCGACAGCUAAACACUUCUUUUACUUCCAUCUCUGCUGAGAAAUUGCCAAUAGGGAGGAUUACUAGUAGGCUUGUAAAACCUACGUGAAAACUAUGACAGAUAAUUUUGAGUAAGCUCUUAUAAUAUUUGUCAUUGGAUUGCA
Musa acuminata AAA Group (dessert banana) is the source of this 4017-nucleotide messenger RNA. RefSeq names its product rho GTPase-activating protein 6-like. Bases 395 to 3724 code for a protein of 1109 amino acids. Gene Ontology annotation, biological process: signal transduction. The transcript has 25 exons. NCBI's taxonomy places the organism in Eukaryota, Viridiplantae, Streptophyta, Magnoliopsida, Zingiberales, Musaceae. The record is from RefSeq and is a predicted model, not a curated record.